Molecule: messenger RNA, 483 nt
Organism: Panicum virgatum (switchgrass)
Lineage: Eukaryota; Viridiplantae; Streptophyta; Magnoliopsida; Poales; Poaceae
Exons: 2
Coding region: 1-483 (160 amino acids)
Source: RefSeq, a predicted model, not a curated record
AUGCCGGGCUUGUCCAAGGUGUUGAUGAACGGGGGAAGCAGCAUCAACAUCGUCUACAUGGACACCCUGGAAACCAUGGGAAUCCCGCGAGCCUGCUUGCGGGAAUCCCUCUUCCCCUUUUACGGCAUCCUGCCGGGCAUGAAGGCAUACCCGAUCGAUAACAUCGACUUGCCGGUCACGUUUGGCAGCAAAUCCAACUUCCGCACCGAGACCCUCACGUUCGAGGUGGUGGACUGGAAGGGGGGAUACCAUGCCAUUCUCGGGCGCCCCGCCUAUGCCAAGUUCAUGGCCUACGUCAGCAGCCGCGAGUACUUUGACCUCGUCACCACUGCGGCGAACUCAGCCGAGCUCGGCCAACUUCGCGCCACCACUCCCGAGUGCCAUCCUGACCCUAGCAAGGCUAGCCAGGCACCGGCCUUCGUCUCAACCGAUGAGACCAAGCCGGUCUCGGUCGACGACGCUGAUCCAACGAAGACGGUGUGA